UUAGCAUCUUCCUCUCAGUUUCUUCAUUAUCUGCACCAUUUCCUAGUCCACUCGUGUGCUUCAUCUUUAAUCUUUUUCUUCUCUUUGUUAAUUUCUUUUCUUUUUGAACUAUCUAGCUAUGGCUUCUGGGACAGGUUCACCUUGUGGUGCAUGCAAAUUUCUGCGACGCAAGUGUGCUGCUGACUGUAUAUUUGCUCCUUAUUUUUGUUCAGAACAAGGUCCUGCUAGAUUUGCAGCCAUACAUAAGGUGUUUGGAGCUAGUAAUGUUUCUAAAUUGUUGCUGCAUGUUCCCGUGCCUGAUCGGUGUGAAGCUGUUGUUACUAUUGCUUAUGAAGCUCAAGCUAGGAUUAAAGAUCCUGUCUAUGGCUGUGUUGCACAUAUUUUCGCUCUACAACAACAGGUGGCAUACUUGCAAGCUCAACUGAUGCAAGUGAAGGGUCAGCUGGCACAAAGUUUGCUCAAUAGUUCAAGAAAUUCAGAAAAUUCUUAUCCUCAAUGGCCCAACAAUAUGGCCCCAUCAAUUGGGCUAAUGGCAUCAUCUUUCCCACCAAAUAAUAAUAAUAAUCCAACAUAUACUGUAAACUCCAAUUCAUCACCACAGAGUUCACUUGAAUCACUUGAUCAUUACAAUGAUGGAAUAAAUAAUGUACAAGAGAUACAGAGCAGAGACCAAGUGUUUUAUCAUCAAGCCUAUAGUAGUAGCACUAGCAGGAAGAGACCGUCUCAAACUGAGUUGGGUGAACUUCAAGCAUUGGCUCUUAGGAUGAUGAAAAACUAAUUAGUACCCUUUUUUUUUUGUUUUAUUCUACAUGCCUAAAUCAUGUGUACAUAGACUAUGAGAGGGAGAGAGAGAGGAAAGAAAAGAAGAGAGAAGAAACUUUGAUCCAUCUUAUGUUACCCAAGCCUACAAAGGAGGCUUUUUCCCACUGCAAAAAUGAUCUUUAAUUUUCUUAUUAUAUGUAUAUUAGUUGAAUCUACAGAACUUCCCUUAGCAGUGUUGUCAGGCGUGCUGAAAGCAAGGUGGUUUUCGCCUCCCUUAGCAGGCGCUUCAAUAUUAUCAGCAAAGCUCUUAUAAGACAUAUUUUUUCUUGCUAAUGAGCUUAAUAUUAAGAUGCUGACAUUAA
Molecule: messenger RNA, 1124 nt
Organism: Lycium barbarum (goji berry)
Lineage: Eukaryota; Viridiplantae; Streptophyta; Magnoliopsida; Solanales; Solanaceae
Product: LOB domain-containing protein 16-like
Exons: 2
Coding region: 119-778 (219 amino acids)
Biological process (GO): hormone-mediated signaling pathway; positive regulation of DNA-templated transcription
Cellular component (GO): nucleus
Source: RefSeq, a predicted model, not a curated record